AUGGAGCAGCAACACCCUCCCAGGGACCCUAGGGAGCAGCAACACCCUCCCAGGGACACUGGGGAGCAGCAACACACUCCCAGGGACCCUAGGGAGCAGCAACACCCUCCCAGGGACACUGGGGAGCAGCAACACACUCCCAGGGACCCUAGGGAGCAGCAACACCCUCCCAGGGACACUGGGGAGCAGCAACACCCUCCCAGGGACCCUGAGGAGCAGCAACACCCUCCCAGGGACCCUAGGGAACAGCAACACCCUCCCAGGGACCCUAGGGAACAGCAACACACUCCCAGGGACCCUAGGGAACAGCAACACCCUCCCAGGGACCCUAGGGAACAGCAACACCCUCCCAUGGACCCUAGGGAACAGCAACACACUCCCAGGGACCCUAGGGAACAGCAACACCCUCCCAGGGACCCUAGGGAACAGCAACACCCUCCCAGGGACCCUAGGGAACAGCAACACCCUCCCAUGGACCCUAGGGAACAGCAACAUACUCCCAGGGACCCUAGGGAACAGCAACACCCUCCCAGGGACCCUAGGGAACAGCAACACCCUCCCAGGGACCUUGGCCUCAUGCAACAUGUAUAA
This is a messenger RNA of Procambarus clarkii (red swamp crayfish), 591 nucleotides long. RefSeq lists its product as uncharacterized. NCBI's taxonomy places the organism in Eukaryota, Metazoa, Arthropoda, Malacostraca, Decapoda, Cambaridae. The record is from RefSeq and is a predicted model, not a curated record.